GCUCCGGAUCUAACAGCUGACAUGUAAAAAGCAUUUUUUGAGCGAGGAUCACUCAGUGACUUUCUUUGUCUUUAUGAGGAAAUAACCUUUACGCUUUAUUCUCAGUUUAUUUAUUAUUUAUUAUUAUUUCUCUGUCUUCUGUGGUUUCUGGAGUUAUCGAAUAUCAAGGGAACACAGCUAAAUACUAAAUCGUGAUAUGAAGAAGGACAAACAAUACAUGGAAUAAUGGACCAUCAGUUCUAACACCAUCACAUGUGAUCAUGGAUUUUUUUAAGAAAAAUAUUUUUUGUGACUGGUGAUUUAGUGGAUACCAAAUCAUUUCAAAAGUCAUUUGAGGAGAACUUCCUAUAUCUAAAAAAAACUGUUUGUUUUUUUUCAUGAUCAUUUUUGAAAGCUUUUCCCAAUAUGGAUACUUUAUAAUGAGUGGCAGUGUCUCUCAAGAGAUGUAAUCUUUGUUAUUACUUAUUUUAAUAACAACACAACAAUCUGGAGUCUCUUCAAUAGUUUAAAAGUUACAAAAUGAGACUUGGUUAUUGAACCAAAGGAAUUUAAGUCUUCUACUAAGGCUGACUCUGGCUGUUGCCUCGAGUUGCAGCUAUGGACAUUAAGGCGAGGCAUCAUCCCUUAUUCCCAGCAACCUCACCAUGCUGAGCAAUGCCUUCGAUGUGGUGUACAUGAUUCUGGAGCUGCUGAUUGCCCUGUUCUCUGUCCUGGGCAAUGUGCUGGUCUGCUGGGCAGUGGGCCUCAACAGCAACCUCCGGACCAUCACCAACUUCUUUGUUGUUUCACUGGCUGUGGCAGAUAUUGCAGUGGGUGUACUGGCCAUCCCUUUCUCCAUCGUGAUCAGCACUGGUUUCUGCGCCAAUUUCUACGGUUGUCUCUUCAUCGCCUGCUUUGUGUUAGUGCUGACUCAAAGCUCCAUAUUUAGCCUUUUAGCCAUUGCCAUUGACCGCUACAUUGCCAUAAAGAUCCCACUGAGAUAUAACAGCCUAGUUACAGGGCAGCGUGCAAAAGGCGUCAUUGCAUUCUGCUGGGUUCUAUCGGUGAUCAUUGGUCUCACGCCCAUGCUAGGCUGGCACAAUGCCCGCUCUGGGGAGCCCCUAAAUAGCACCUGCCCACCUGGCAUGAUGAAGUGUUUGUUCGAGGAGGUUGUCGUCAUGGACUACAUGGUUUACUUCAACUUCUUUGCCUGUGUUCUAUUGCCUUUGCUUAUCAUGCUGGCCAUAUACUUGCGAAUCUUCAUGGCUACACGCCACCAACUCAAAUGCAUAGAAUCCAAGGCCAUGCCGUGUGAGCUAAAGUCCCGCUCUAUCCUGCAGAAAGAGGUCCAGGCAGCAAAGUCGCUGGCCAUCAUCGUCGGAUUGUUUGCGGUGUGCUGGCUGCCGUUGCACAUCAUCAACUGUUUCACUCUGUUUUGUCCGGAGUGUCAACGACCGCCAGUUAUCAUCAUGUAUCUGGCUAUAAUCCUCUCCCAUGCCAACUCGGUCGUGAACCCUUUAAUCUACGCCUACCGUAUUCGCGAAUUCAGAUAUACAUUUCGAAAAAUCGUGCGCUAUCAUAUCUUGGGUAGACGGGAGCUGCUAUCUAGCAAUGGGAGCACCCAUACUUCUGCUCGAGCAAGCAUGGCAGACUCACUUAGAAUUAAAGUCAACGGCCUAAUUCGUGACCCCUACACUGAACAGAGUAGCACCACCAGCAGCUGUGAAAGUGCAGAGCCUGGGCACACACAUAGGAAUAUUGCUACAGAAAACUCAAUAUUAGACAACAAGCCUGUAGAACUCACUAGUUCUCACAGGCAUCGAUCAGACUCCACUCUAAGGCUUCCAGAGUCACCGCUCACAUGGAAUGAUCAAGUAAAUACCUGCAGGGAGCAUGCUGUGUUUGAAAUUAAGAAUGGAAAGGAUCUGUCCUCGCCUCUUCACAUUAAAUCAUUCCUGUGCCAGCAAACAGAUCACUGCUCUGAGCUCACAGAGGUUUCUUGAUAGCUGGUACUCUCUGAAUGAUGGAUUCUGCUCGGUCUUAUUUAUUAUUUGCUUCUUUAGGACUUGCCAUACACUGUAACACAGUGUACAGAGCUUGUUAAUGCUACCAAAAGUGAUGAAAGUACUCCCGAUAUUGGGUCAGAAUUUCCUCAUAGUGUAUUACGCGUUUAAUCAAAUGUUGAUUUGAUUUAAUAGGUAACAGUUUGUGUAGAUUGAGAAUUUAUUUAAAUUAAUUGAUUUGACAUAAAUUACACAAAAAUGCCCCUAAAAUCCAUCAAGGGCAAGAAUGGCCCCUUAAUAAAGAUGUUCAUUUCUGACACUGAUUAAUUUCUACUCUCUAUCUCCAAAAUUCUGUUUUAUUUGGUCUUGUUUAUUUUGGUCAGUCUAGUGGUGGUUGAUUCAGAAAGAAAUCUAGCCCAACUUUACAUCCAGUGUACAUGAACAAACUAUUGCAUUUACUGGAACAUCAGUAAUAAAACAUAAACAUGAGCACAAAAUUGUGUGUACCAAUAUUGUUAUGAAAUAAUAUGCAUAUGAACCAAUGCCCAUAGAGCACUGCUAGGUGGCUAAUAGGAAUUGGGAGAGUAUUAAACCACCACUGUACCAAUACAUAUGAUCACAGGACAGUUAAAACAGUUUUCAUUGGUGUUAUCAACAGCUUGUGUGAGUUAGCUGGUGGAAACCAGUACUGGUGGUACAAGUAAUCUGGUUUAAUCUGUUUAGUGUUCAGUAUGGUGCAAAACUGUAUUCCAUAGGGUUGGCAGAAGCAUUGCAACCCUUCGCAGUACAUGUGGUAUGGCUAGAAGUGUUAUGAAAACUCUUUGAUGAGUUUUAAGCAGUGUUGCUCUUUUUCUCUGUUGUUUUCAAUGGAAGUUUCAAAUAUUAUCUCAUGUGAAUGUCCUUAUGUUGCACAAGUCAGAUAUUGUUCUACCCUGACAAUGCUGAUGAAUCAUGAGUUUUCUUUUUAAAUCUACUGCUUGUAUUUUGUGCUAAUUCUGUCUUUACAAGAGAUCAGGUCAUCCAGUACUGGAGCACAGAAACAGCAAUGUGAACACAUUUUCCUCUAACACAUGAAUAAAUGACAAUUAAUCAGCUGCUCAAAUAACAUGAGUGAACACACACAUCUCUGAUUAUGAUAAGUAUUUGGAGAUAACAGAGUUUGUGGUCUAAAUGUUAGAAAAGAUUCUGUAACAUCCGAUUAUGGCCUAGUCAGUUAUUUUAAGUAUAGUCAUGUGGGAGUAUCUACUGGGUCUCAGGAGCAAACAGACAGGUAGAGAUCGGGGCUAGUAGUCACAUGGGGAGGUUGUCAGAAAUGCGAUUCCUCAGUAACACUGUUGGAGGGAAUCUGAUUACAAAUGAAUUACUGUAAUCUAAUUACUUUUAGUCAAAGUGAUUACAAUUAGAAUUUCAAUGAAUAAUAGUAUUUAUGUACAAUAUAUUGCUUCUGUUUGUGUUUCUGUGACAGCAGAAAAGUCACUUACAUAUUAAUGUAAACGUGUAGGGCUGAGUAUAUGACUUGCAUGUGACAAUGAAGAAGGAGAACAUAUGGACAUUUUGAAAUCGUUGAGUGGAAAAACAAAACAUGUUCAUUGAAAAGUAAUCUGAUUACAAUUUUAGAGAAGCAAUUAGUAAUUUGUAGUGGAUUACUUCUUUUGAGUAAUUUACACAACACUGGAUAGUAACAAUAGUCCAAAUACAAAUAGAUGUUUUCUCUAGCAGUGGUUUUGUAUGUUCGUUUUCGUCACUGAGAAGUAGACUGAGAAAAAUAUGCUAAAUAUAUCAUAAAAUAUAAAACAUGUGACAACUAAACUCAGCCUCCCCUAUUCGUGCUUGGACAGAACUUAUGUAAAUGAUAACUCUUCACUACAGCAAAAGGAAAUGAAACGUCAGUGUUUUAAAUGAGAUUACAUUUCUGGGAGAGAAAAAUACAUAAAGCAUUCAUCUUUAAACUGAACACAACAUUUAGUGUAAAAAUUGCUAAACCUGUACUGCACUGCUUAGAAGAAAAACAUGGCCAGCAUUUGACGGAUUCAUAUUGUAACAAGUGAGAUAUAGCUUAAAGAAUGACUACUGUAAAAAGAAUGGCUGCAAAAUGAUUACGACUUUUCUUCCAAAGAUGGAGACUUGCAGACAUGAAGUGUCCUUCCCGAGAGAGAAUGUUCCUCUUGGGCUCUAUCACAUGCUGAAGGCACUUAUGAAUCCUAACAUUGUAUUUUUCCCAGCCUUUUUCCUAAAUCCCAAAUGAUUCCAGGUUAAAAAGGGUGCACUAGUGUUUCUCAAGAGAUCUUUUGAGAUUUUUUUAGCAUUUUAGAUGAGCAUUCUUCUGAACUGAGCUCAGCAUAUAGAGAUAGUAUAUACUGUACAGUAUAUGUAGAUACCAGUGUGACAAACUAAAAGCAGACUAAAAUAUUUGUAUAGAUUUAAAGGUGGUUUUAAACACAUUUGAUCAGUUAAUAUUAUUCAGGCUUGGUAUUACAUUUUUAAAGGUGAAAUUAAACAUUGUUUCAUAUUAUGCCAUGUCUUUAAAUAAUUUUGUCUUUGAUUUUAUUUGGAUUUUAAAUUAAAAUAUAUUUUGCACUGUUCGUUACAACCUUGAAGGGACAGUUCACCCACAAUUGAAAAUGCUGUCAACAUUUACUCACACUUGUGUUGUUCCAAACCAAUAUGACUGUCUUUUUUCUUUCAGUGGAACACAAAAAUAGAUGUCAUGCUGUGUGUUAGUUUUAGUCACCAUUCAUUGUCAUGUGGGGAAAAAAAGAUGCAAAGAACGUGAAUGGUCACGGAGUAUAACAUACUGCCUAACAUCUCUUUUUGUGUUCUACAGAAGUCAAUGAAAUGGGUAUGAAACCUCAUGAGGUUGAGUAAAUUAUGACAAGAUUUUUUUUAUUUUAUUUUUUUUAUUAACCAUUCCUCUAAAGGGAUAUUUAAGUCCCUUUUUAAUAUAAAUCUUCAUUUUCACUUCCACAUUCUUCUUGUGUUUUGGUGACUUUCAUCAUGCAUAUCACCACCUACUGGGCAGGGAGGAGAAUUUAUAGUAAAAAAGGACUUGAAAAUGGAUCCUUUUCUCACCCACAUCUUUCAUAUCGCUUCUGAAGACAUGGAUUAAACCACUGGAGUUAUCAGGAGUACUUUCAUGCACCUUUAUGUGCUUUUGGGUGCUUCAACAUUUUUGUACACAUUCAUCUUCAUUGAAUGGACCUACAGAGCUGAAAAAUCCUUCUAAGAAUCUUUGUGUUCAGCAGAAGAAAGACAUACAUAUUUGGGAUGGCAUGAGGGUGAGUAAAUGAUAAGAGAAUUUAAAUUUUGGAUGAACUAUCCCUUUAUAGCAAGGCCAGCAAGACCCACACCAAAUCAACUUAAUUUCAUUUCAUUUCUUCAUUUCAACUUCAAUUCAUUUUUGGAUGAACUAUCCCUUUAAAUAGUGCUGUCACUCCUGAGAUAGCUAAAGCUCAUUUUGUUCAAACACAAAAGAAAGUUAAAUUACUACCCAAUGUUGCUUCUCUGAUAAUGCAGUAUUCACACCCAUCUUCCCAAUGAACCACCACUAUCACUAUUUUAAAGCUUAAUUCAAAAUGACGAUUUCUAAAGCUUUUAAGUAGCAGGGUGUGGUGGUGUUUAAAGUGUAUUUUGUUUUGUUUUAUUGUGUUAUGUUAUUUUAUGCUGAUUGUUCAGCACUUUGGUCUACAAGUGUAGUUGGAAAGUGCUUUAUAAAUAAAUAAAAAAUAUUG
Molecule: messenger RNA, 5710 nt
Organism: Xyrauchen texanus (razorback sucker)
Lineage: Eukaryota; Metazoa; Chordata; Actinopteri; Cypriniformes; Catostomidae
Product: adenosine receptor A2b-like
Exons: 3
Coding region: 645-1982 (445 amino acids)
Biological process (GO): adenylate cyclase-activating G protein-coupled receptor signaling pathway; G protein-coupled adenosine receptor signaling pathway
Cellular component (GO): membrane
Molecular function (GO): G protein-coupled adenosine receptor activity
Source: RefSeq, a predicted model, not a curated record